CCUUCUGCCUCCGGCGAGGCAGAAAAUUGACUGACAUGCGAAAAUGUUUCAGGCACAUGCAUAUUAGCAAAUUCGGUUAAAAUCUGAGGGAAAUGGAUGGAGAAAAUGUAAGCAGUUCCAUUAGGUACGUGCACUAUGCAAUUUUGGCUACCACGAGCAGCGCACGUCAAUCAUUGCACUUUUCUGAAAGAUCUAAAAGUAAGUUGUUUGAAAGAUCUCAAUUAUUGCACUUUGGUUUGUACUGUAACAAUGAGCACAGUACGCCCCCUUUCUUGGUCUGCUGGUGAUACAGAAAAAUGGGUGACAUCCCAUCGACUCACGCAACCACCUAAACUUUCUACUACUGUUUAUCGUCAUGGGCGGAGUGUCUGAUCUGACAGAUAAUGCGCAUAAUAAAAGAGCCAAUGCAACGGAAGAAGGUCUGCAUGCGUGAUCCGAGCCAAGCUCGAGCAAUCCACCGCGCGACUUCCCGAGAAUCGACAUGGUCUGUGGCGAGAGCAUGCCAUUGGAACGCAAGAAGGUAUGCGUGAUCGGAGCCGGGAUGGCCGGGCUCGCCUCAGCCCGCGAGCUGCGCCGGGAGGGCCACGACGUGACGGUGCUGGAGCAGAACGCCGACGUGGGCGGGCAGUGGCUGUACGACCCGAGGGGCGACGGCGCCGACGACCCUCUCGACGCCGCGGGGCCGGUGAAGGUGCACGGCAGCUUGUACGCGUCCCUCCGCGUCAUCAGCGCCCGGGAGAACAUGGGCUUCACCGACUUCCACUUCGCGCCCAAGGAUGGCCGCGACGGCCGCCGCUGCCCGGGCCACCGCGAGGUGCAGCUCUACCUCAAGGACUUCUGCGACGCGUUCGGGCUCAUGGAGGCUGUCCGGCUCAACACGCGUGUCCUGCGCGUCGCCAUGGCGGUGGCACCGACGCGGCAGUGGGCGGUGAGGUCCGUACACGAGGGUACGGAGGAGGAGGAGAGGAGGUCUUCGACGCCGUCGUCGUCGCCAACGGCCACUACUCGCAGCCGAGGCUGCCAAGCAUCCAGGGCAUGGAGGCGUGGAGGGGGAGGCAGAUGCACAGCCACCCGUACAGGCUGCCGGAGCCGUUCCGGGGCGACAUGGUGGUGGUGGUGGUCGGGUGCGGGGCGAGCGACAAGGACAUCGCCAUGGAGGUCCGCGGAUCAUGAUUCAGAGAGGAGCACUACGAAGACACCCCCGCAACCUAGGAUUCGGAAAUAGCAGCCAUGCGAGAUAGGGGUCAGCUGUUCCUGUGGGAAUGGAGUUCCAUCAAUCUUGGAGAUCCAUGAGUCGCUUCCAUCAUCUGCCACUGGAAAUCAUUGUUGCACCCAAUGGACCUAUAAGGUCUUGUACUCAAAUCCUUGUAAUUGCUUGGAAUUCUGUAUCAAGGAAAUAUCCACCAGCAACAGUAAUCCUGGGGCUGGUGGUGACAUAAGGGUCGUUUGCUGGGAAUUUAUGUCCGGAAAUCCGGCCACUACAACCUUGGUAUCAGAGCCAGGCUGACCACUGACUAAUCCUAUCUUAGCCUGGUCACUAUCCCUAGGUUUCCACACCGUCCAUAUCUUUUCUUAUCCACCGUCAAGCUCAUCCUAUCCGAUAGCCUGCACAGUGGCGAGCCUGAGGUCUUCCUUUGAUCUUGUUGGCUACUCCGAUCAGACUAUGUGGGUGACAAGGUUGAUAGAAAGUCCACUUCAGGUACUUAUCAAUUUCUUGGUAGAUCUCUUGUGUCUUGGUCCUCCAAGAAACAAAACUCGGUAUCCUUAUCCACCGUCGAAGCGGAAUACAUUGCUGUCGGUUCAUGUUGUGCUCAAUUACUUUGGAUGACCCAAACUCUUAA
This is a messenger RNA of Triticum aestivum (bread wheat), 1841 nucleotides long. RefSeq names its product flavin-containing monooxygenase FMO GS-OX-like 8. The record is from RefSeq and is a predicted model, not a curated record. NCBI's taxonomy places the organism in Eukaryota, Viridiplantae, Streptophyta, Magnoliopsida, Poales, Poaceae. Bases 482 to 1225 code for a protein of 247 amino acids. The transcript has 2 exons. Gene Ontology annotation, molecular function: flavin adenine dinucleotide binding; N,N-dimethylaniline monooxygenase activity; NADP binding.